AUGUACCGAUUAGCGUCGUCGAUUGAGGGACCCGAUGAAGAAUUACCCAUUAUAGGGAUAGCGCAUACUCUGACUGGAAGCACUGAAGAUAUAAUGACAACAAUGCAAAAAUUCAGUUAUCUUGCGAUGAAGAAUGAUGGGAUUGUGCGCGGAUGGCUAGGACACAUCCUUUACUUUCUCGUUGUAGACCCAUUGGACCUGGAGUUCGUGUUAAGAACCUGUUUGGAGAAGGAUGAUCUGCAUCGUUUUAUAAGAAAUAUUCUCGGAUAUGGCGGAAUUUAUGCACCAGUGGCAAUCUGGAGGAAACGGCGUAAGAUAUUAAUUCCAGCCUUUAGUCCAAAAAUAGUUGAAAAUUUCGUAGAAGUGUUUUCGGAACAAAGCGAGAAGUUAGCUGUAAAAUUAAAGGCGGUCGAAGGCUGUGGUCAAGUUAGAGCUUGGCCUUUUCUCAGCACUUACACUCUCGACGCUGUGUGUGAGACGGCAAUGGGAAUAAAAAUAAAUGCACAAGAUAACCCAAAUGCGCCAUUUUUAAAAGCGAUGCAAAUUAUGCUCAAUUUAGUUACUGAAAGAAUUUCCCACUUGUGGUUGCAACCAGACUGGCUGUACAAAUUCUUCCCACAGUACUCAAAGCACCAAAAAUAUUUAAAGGUGAUGCACGAUUUCAUAGAUGAGGUUAUACAUAAUAAAAGAGAAGACUUGAAAAAGGAAAGGAGUAACCAACCAGAGAUGGAUAACGAUUUUAAUCUGGGAAAUUACAAGAGGCAAUCGUUCCUUGAUCAUUUGAUUAAUCUCUCUGGAUGUAAGAAAGGAUAUAGCGAUAAGGAGUUGAGAGAAGAAGUUCUGACAUUAACUAUAGCAGGCAUAGACACCUCCGCUUUGACUAUUGGUUUUACUUUAAAAUUGUUAGCAAAGUAUCCAAAGGUACAAGACAGAGUUUUUCAAGAGCUACAAGAAGUAUUUGGUAACUCCAAUCGACCAUUAGUUAAAGAAGACUUAAUAAAUUUAAAGUAUCUCGAGAGGGUGGUAAAGGAGACACUUAGGUUAUUUCCUCCGGGUCCGUUCAUUAUUAGAAAAGUUUUGCAGGACCUCGCUUUACCUUCAGGUCGCAUCCUUCCUGCUGGCUCUGGUAUAGUAGUCAGCAUCUGGGGUGUUCAUCGAGAUCCGAAAUAUUGGGGUCCAAAUGCUGAAUGUUUUGACCCUGACAGGUUUCUGCCUGAGAGGUUUAAUUUGCAACACGCGUGUAGCUAUAUGCCUUUUAGCAAUGGACCAAGAAACUGUGUUGCUUACCAAUACGCCUUGAUGUCAGUAAAGACAGCUUUAUCUGCGAUUCUCAGACGAUACAAGAUUGUGGGAGACGAAGAGCCUGGCCCCAUUCCUUUCAUUAAAACAAAGUUGGACAUCAUGAUGAAAGCAGUCGAUGAUUACGAAAUAGCUCUAGAGAAAAGAACCCUUAUAUAA
Messenger RNA from Parnassius apollo (apollo), 1458 nucleotides. The record is from the annotation of a GenBank genome assembly. NCBI's taxonomy places the organism in Eukaryota, Metazoa, Arthropoda, Insecta, Lepidoptera, Papilionidae.